Rotaria socialis is the source of this 2388-nucleotide messenger RNA. The record is from the annotation of a GenBank genome assembly. NCBI's taxonomy places the organism in Eukaryota, Metazoa, Rotifera, Eurotatoria, Philodinida, Philodinidae.
AUGUCUGAUUACACAAAUAUUCAAAAGCAAGAAGCAAAGCAAGAGGAAGAGAAUUUAAAAUAUCUUCCAUUUAAUAUCCAAUGGCUUGAUUCCAGUUAUCAGCAAACAUGCCUUCCCGAUAGUCCCUGGCAAAAAAUUCUCGAUGAUAUUGAGCCAUCGAUAGCUGAUAAAGUCCGUCAACAAUUCAGUAAUCCGGAACGUCGUCAAAUACUAAUUGAACUACUCGGGAAAUUAUUCCAAUGGAAAUUAUUUCGAACGGAACCUGAUACACCUAGUAUAAUACUUCCACCUACUAUGCCUGAAGAACAUCGACGUAAACUUGAAAAUGAAGCUAAAUCAUGGUUACAAAUUCAAACACAUAAAUCAGCGCUUGAAAUAGGCGCAGCUGUGACUGAAGAUGAAGAUAUCAAUCAUUUAUCGAAUGAUAUGAAAAAUUUUCUUGAAUAUACAUAUCAAAUAGUACGUAAAUCACUCGAACGAUAUUUAUGUCAAGUACAACAAAAGGAACAACUUAAACACGAAGAACAAAAAUCACAGGAAAUAAGUAAGAAAAAAGCUCAAGAUCAAUUAACUGGUGGUACGAAACUUCGAUCGAUUUUACGAGAUGCAAAGUUGAAUUCAAAACAGUUGCCAAUAAUCGAUGAAUUGCAAUCUACGCCUUAUCCGUUGUCAUCACAGUAUAGUGAUAUUGUAUCAAGUUCAGUUGUUGCAAUACUUAAGCGCGAUCCACGACGUAUUAUAUUCAUCAGAGAGAAAUUAUUUGGCCAACAAUUACCAAUUUCACUCCGUCAAUUUAUUUGGACGGAAUGUUUACUUCGUUUUGAGAAAAAGCCAUUUGAUUAUGAUCUUAGUUUUGUCGAACUUCAAACAAGGCGUGAAUUUGCUGCCGGUGUAACACGUGGUAAAACUGAACUGAAAUUGAUUAAUCCGUCACAUAGUCCAGUAUCGAAUUUGAUCGAAAAUGCGGUGAUAGAAACAUAUAGUAAAGUUCAUGCUCUACAUCCCUAUCUGGAAGAACAUCAUCUUCGAUUUACAAUAAAAAUUUUAAAUGUUCUUUAUACGUAUAAAAAAGAUUAUGAACCCUAUUUCAUUUAUUGGCUAUUACCAUUUCAAUUAUCAUAUCGUGAUGAAAAAAAUAAAGAUGAAGAAAUUUAUGUUAUUGCCAUGCAUCUUGAUCUAUUUGUUCGUCAUUGUUUCCCGAAAUGGGGAAAUGUGUUUACAAUUGCAAGUAAAAUAAUGACAGAUUUAUCAACGACUGAUGCAGAAUUCUAUGAUCAUUUAAAAACAAUAUCAAAAAUACGAACAAAAGUUAAUCCAAAGGAUUUUGUUACGGAAAUUAUUUCAUUAGAAAGUAAACAGAGUGGUAGUGCAACGCAGUAUACAAAAGAACUGAUGUCUGAUCCGGUUAUUUUUCUUCGCAAAUGGAUUGGUGAAAUGUUUUUUGGUAUUCUAAAUACGAACUCGGCUCUCUAUCUAUGGGAUCAAUUUUUUAUGAUUAAAUGGAAUACAACUUAUAUAGAACAUGCCACGAAAGCAAUACUUUAUUUACUUCGUGAUCGUUUUAUGUAUGCAACUGAUUAUGACCAAUUGCGAAAAGUGUUUCUUGAUGAACCCUGUCUUUUACAUACGGCCGAUGUUCAAGCAGCAUUUGUUCAUUUGGCUUUGAAAAAUGCAGAUCCAAAAUAUAUACCGGCAAUGAAUCAACGUUUCUAUCCAUCCAAACCAAUUAUUCCACGCCUCGAUGAUAAUCGACAAAUUCCAAAUAAGAAAAAAGCAUAUUUGGAAACCAUUGGUAUUAAAGAUAUUUCGCUGGCAUUGGCUAUACCUGCUAAUCUUGCUAUUACUGGAGGAACUCGACCAGAAUUUGAUAUAAAAUCAAUCAUAGUAGAAGUUCAAAUUUAUGGUGCUGGAGAAAAAAUAGGCGAUGUAUCAACUGGAUCAUUGCCUGUACUUCGAGGAAAAGAUUCAACAAUAAAUAAUUGGCAAAGAAUUAUUGUUGAUAUACCAAAUGAUAAAUUGGUGUUGCCAAUUAAAGAAACUCGUCCAUCACAUAUGCCUACUCGUAUCCAAGCACUUGUUAUUGUUCGACAACGAGUGAAUAUCAUGAGUUUGGUUACGAUUGGCCAUUGCCGUUUUCCACUUUAUAUUCCACAAAAAAUUGGCAAUUUAGAUACAUGGGAUGUAACAUUUGGACCUGUAACACGUGCUUUGCACGCCGGCACGCCUCCGGUUUCUAUUGAUAUGAUUCCAGAAGUGCCGAAAGCAUUUGUUUCUGAUAAAAUUGGUCCUGGCUCAUCGAUAUCUUUGGUUGUGUUUGACCCAAAAGCAGAGCAACAUUUUAGCCAGGUUAAUAGAUCGGCAGAAACGCCGGCUAAAUUUUUUCAGUGA